UGUGGGGCCAGUCGAGAUUUUUUUUAUAUGGCUCGAGCCAAAUAAUAAUUGGCUCUAGCCAGAUAAUAAUUGGCUCGAGCCAGAUAAUAAUUGGCUCUAGCCAGAUAAUAAUUGGCUCGAGCCAGAUAAUAAUUGGCUCGAGCCAGAUAAUAAUUGGCUCGAGCCAGAUAGAAACACCUGUUGUUAAUUCUGGGAAGUCCCAGAACGCCUGUCGGCCGGCGUAAUUUUUUAACCUGUCUGGAGUAUUUGGUGUCUGGUCGCAUGAUAAUACGCUCCGUGUUUGUGAUGUGUUUGAAAUAAAAAAAACAAUUAAUAAUAUUAAUUUCUUUGUGGUGAACAUUGUCUGAUUUAUAACAUUUAUUGAUUAUAUCUACUGAUUUGAGAUGGAUUUGGAAACAUUCCUGAUAGAACGGGGACUAGGACAAGAUGUCAUAGACAAGUUCAGGACUGAGAAGAUAGACGAAGAAGUUAUUAAAUAAAUGCCUGAAGAGGAUUUGAGACAAUACAUUCCCCUUUAUGGAGACAGAAUGGCGGCUAAACAGUUUUGUAACAACCGAGAGAAGCCAAAUCGAAAAAUGGUACUAUUAAAAAAGUUGCAAAAUAAGAUAAAACGAAAAUCAGAGGCUUCCAACGGUGCAUCUUCCGGGAAUGAAGAAGACGAAUCUGGAAAGAGAAAAAAAUCUGGAAACUGGAGAUCUACUCGUCAGGUGGAAAUAGGUUGGAUGUAUAGUUUAGAUGGUGAGAAAUAUAAGCAAAUACGAUCCCAGACUGGUGGAGGUACAUGGAAAGUCUGUGCUUUGAAGACCAUGAAAAAAAGUGACCUUAUUCAAAAAGGAAUUGAAAUAUUUUUUCCGGGGAAUAUUUCCAAAAUGGGCAAAUUAGAAGAAUUUUCCGUUGAUUUAAUGGAUUUUAAGUUGUCUACCAUCGAAGAUAAUGUGACUGUCGAGGAUAUGUUUCGAGCAACCAAGUUUUCUAACUCAAAAGUGAGAGUUUAUCUAGCUACUAAAGAAAAAAUACAAACGGUUACCCGAACAGCAUCAGAUGAGGAAACUCAGAUAAACACCGAAUCAUACACAGAAAAUUCUCCCAACAAUUCGUCGUUAUCCUUUUCUCUACCAUCUGUUGUACAAGUAUCUGUAGAAUCAAAUGAACGACAGGAGCAGCUGGAGAUACCAGAGAUAAACAAUCCAUCUAUGUUCUUGAAUGAUGCAGAUCCAAAUGUAGUAGUUGAAUAUGAAAAUGAUUUCACUAGGUUUUAUUCUAACUAUAUCCCAAUAUACGAAUUAGAACAUACUUCUUCAGUAUCACAGAAUCAGAACGACAUAACCGAAAUACAUAGUACAUACAAUACAUACAAUAAUGCGGACUCAACUACUACAGCUCCGGAACCGGCUUUGAGUCCCAUAGCUCCGGAACGCUUGGAAUACAAUCUCAUCACUCUUCGACGUGGGUCACUUUUUGAAGACCUUCUUCAGAAAUUCAUGACCUUGGAUAAGGACGGACUACCAAUUCAAAUAAAAAUGAAAGGAUAUAAUGGAGUAGAGGAGCUUGGAGAAGAUAUAGGAGGUGUGUUUCGCGAUUCGUUAUCAGCCUUUUGGUCCUGUUUUAUGGACAGAUGUACAGUGGGGGCAAAUGUGAAGAUCCCAUACAUACGCCACGAUUUCAAUGCUGAGAAGUGGGAAGCUAUUGCCCUCAUUCUAUAUAGGGGCUAUAAAGAAACCAAUUACUUUCCAAUCGAAAUUGCCAAAGUUUUUAUGGAAAUGGUAAUUUUUGACAGACGAUUGAGUGACCUAAUUGAGUCAUUUUUAUCAUAUGUUAGUUCCGAUGACAAAUUUCUCUUAGAAAAAGCAAUGUCAAAACUUGAAAAUGUCGAUCAAGAAGCUCUUUUAGACAUCUUGUCAGAUUUGGGAUGUAAGACACAUGCUACUGAGAGAAAUAUUUCUACACUACUAGAAGAGUUAGCUCACAAAGAAUUGAUACAAAGGGGAAUGUUCGUCAUUAAUGCCUGGCAAAAAGUGCUUAGAAACUUUAUCUCCGAAGAAAAGUUUUCAGACAUCUAUGGAACAAAACAGAUCAAUUCAAAAAAUCUUUUGUCCCUAUUAUCUCCUACUGAUCUUGAUGCAGAAAAAAACACAAUCUUUAACUACCUGAGAAAAUUUAUCAGGGAAAGUUCUGUGCUAACAUUAAAACAAUUGCUGAGAUUUUGUACUGGAGCUGACGUCAUUAUAGGAAGACGUAUACAAGUCAACUUCAAUCAAAGAUAUGGUCUAGACAUGGUUCCAACAUCACACACAUGUUCUUGUAUCUUAGAGUUGCCAGUGAAUUAUCACGAUUAUCCAGAAUUUCGUUCUGAUUUCAGUUCAGUAUUGAACAGCACUGAUUGGUGCAUCGAUUUGAUGUAAUUUGUAAAUUCUGGAGUGGAUAAAAUUCCGUUUUAACUUAUGUUUACAUGUAAUUUUUGUUUGUUUAGUGUUAACUUUUGAACAUGUACUUUCAGAAAUAUAUUUUGUUGAUGAAAAAUGUACCUAUUUCGGCUAUUUCCUAUUCAAAUCUUGUUUCAUACACUCGCGAAUUGCGAAUUUUGUGCCGAUAGUCAGACAAAUAUAAUUUUCGCGUAAAAAAUAUGAAAUACUUACUAAUGAUCAAUUAAAAAAAAAUGGCAAUUCGCGAGUAUAUGAAACGGGCUUAAAUAGGUAGGUAUUAUGUUGUUUUCUUUCUGCAAAUUCAGGUUUAUGAACUUGUCGUAUCAUGUAAGUAAGUACUAUCAUAUUAUAAGAAGACUCAUGAUACUAUCCAUCAGGCACACAGCGCAGCGUCUGUAAUAGCAUACGAAAAAUACUAGAGGUAUUGUUUCAUACAAUCGACGCGAAUUAAAUCUUGAUUUUCAGACAAAAAACUGUCAUUUUCUGGUAAAAGCAAAUAGAUUGUCUAGUCUUGGGUCAAUUUAAAAAAAUUCGCGAGUAGGCAUAUGAAACAUGAAACGCGGACUUUUACCUUGCGACCUUUCAUCUAACUUCUUCUAUUCACAACAAUCCGAUUCAUCCAAUUUGAAUAUUCAUCCCUGCAAUUAUUACGGUAAUUGCAAUUUUGUAUUCUAGUAAAUUUUAAGGAAAAUCCUGUCAUCCAUUCAAAUUCUUGACAUUUUGAGUGCCCUGUGCAUAUUUAUAUCAGGGUCUUCCAACAAAAGUCGGCACUAUUAUUGCUAAC
Messenger RNA from Sitophilus oryzae (rice weevil), 3207 nucleotides. RefSeq lists its product as uncharacterized. Lineage: Eukaryota; Metazoa; Arthropoda; Insecta; Coleoptera; Curculionidae. The record is from RefSeq and is a predicted model, not a curated record. Gene Ontology annotation, molecular function: ubiquitin-protein transferase activity. The transcript has 2 exons. Bases 480 to 2402 code for a protein of 640 amino acids.